Ceratitis capitata (Mediterranean fruit fly) is the source of this 1284-nucleotide messenger RNA. RefSeq lists its product as uncharacterized. Lineage: Eukaryota; Metazoa; Arthropoda; Insecta; Diptera; Tephritidae. The record is from RefSeq and is a predicted model, not a curated record. The transcript is spliced from 4 exons. The coding region runs from base 1 to 1056 and encodes 351 amino acids.
AUGAAGCAUUAUUUCGAUUUUAAUAGAAACAAUGGCGAUUAUGACGGCAUUGAUAUCUGCGAAGGUAGCCAAAGGUAUCUGAGCGACAUUUGUAGCAACAAUGAAGUAGAAAAAUUAAAAUGUCAACGUAUUUAUGCAUCACCAAACGAUUUUCUGCAUAUAAAUAAUUCGUUAACUGGCAUAAACACAAUUAAGAAAUUAAGAAAGCUUACAACCGCUGGGAACAAGGUAGCUGGUGCAGAUGGUAUCAGCAGCGAGGGUGCUUUAAAUGGUUUAAAUGAUAUUGCCUUAGGUGUUGGUGCUAACAGUGAAGGACUUUUCUCUUGCAACUAUCAGCCGCAGAACCUGAUCCACGAUUCCAUGCCGAUAUCACCACCGUAUGGCAAGCCUGAUUGCUUAUCUAAUUUACAGCAAACACAUGAAAACUACCAACAUUUUGCAACGGCUACUGAGCUACAUGUGGCACGUCACCUACCGCACAAAUUUCUAAUGGAUUCAUCAAGAUUACAUGAUCAGCAGACGACGUUUCAUGAGUUUCGACACCAAGGAUAUAUUACUCAGCAACAGCAUCAAUUAUAUUGCCAGCAACAUCGAUAUUUUCAAAAUGAAUCUUACAGAGGCCCAUCAACAGAUACUAAUCAUAACUCUAAUAGUGCGCAGCCUACACUGGAAACUCCUUAUAUAACCAACACCGUGAAGUUCUUAAAUAAUCUCGAUAAAUGUAUUCCUCUCAAACUCGAUCAACAACAUCGCCAGGCACUUACGAUUUCGCAAGCGUUUGAAAAAGAGGUGGAUCAACAUAUUUUAGUUAACACUGAACAUGUUGGAAAAGCGAAUGCCUCUAAUUAUGCAAUGUCAAUGCAGCCGUCACCACAAUUGAACAAUGCUUGUUUACCGAGAGGAAAGUACCACAUUGACUCAAAAACCAUUACACUCAGAAUCAAUGAAGAUAAACAUUGUCAGCAAGGUACAAACUGUGAACAAGGACAAACAAAGAAAAAAAUUAUAUUAAACGAUCAGCAUCAACAGGUAGAAGCAGGUUAUUUACAGAAGUAGGCAUAUGAACUUUAAACAAUAAUAUAUGUAUGUGCGUACGUAGACACAAGAAAAGUAUGAUGACAUCUAAAUUAAAAAUGACAUGAUAGUAUAAGCAUCUCCAAAUUUAUAUCCGUACCCCCAAAAUUAAACCGUUAUUACAAAAUAUUUCAAUGUGAAAACGGUCAUAUGCUACGCUCAAAUAUGAUACUUUUGUAACACUAAACUAAAUUUUAAAACAACAUUCAU